Messenger RNA from Dreissena polymorpha, 2288 nucleotides. RefSeq names its product DNA ligase 1-like. Lineage: Eukaryota; Metazoa; Mollusca; Bivalvia; Myida; Dreissenidae. The record is from RefSeq and is a predicted model, not a curated record. Bases 882 to 1961 code for a protein of 359 amino acids. Gene Ontology annotation, biological process: regulation of apoptotic process. The transcript is spliced from 6 exons. Gene Ontology annotation, molecular function: protease binding; death domain binding.
UCUAUGUUGAACCGAGUCAUCUCAAUGCUAAACAAAAUCUCUGGAUGGCAAAAUCUUUAUCAUAACGUGUCAUAGUUUCAAAUUUCAAUAUUGCAUUGUGGCGUGCUGUAAUCCCAAAGUCAUCUGCUUUAAAAUAGGCCUCGCGUUAUCUUUGUUUAGUAUACGAACAAAUUGAUUAUGCCUUAUUAUUGAGGGUUUAAAUGUCUUUAACUGUGCCUGUAUAAAAUGAUCGCUGUGUAUUUAACCUAGUAUUUUCUCUAAUUUGUUUCUGGAGGUCAUUCGAUCGGAUUUUAAUUAAAAUUGUUUGAACGCAUGGAUUUCCAAAAACUGUCGGACAUCAGUUAAACACGACCUUCUUGUGUGAGGAUAUACAGAUAAGUCCCAACGAAAGCGGAAUAGAAUAGUUCUGUGUCAGAAUUAUUGAAUACGCGUGCUUAAAAAAUAAAGUGUACAAAUGUAGUUGACAAAAACUACAUUAUUAUAAAGAAGUGAACCUCAAGCUUCCGUUUUGUCAAUUAUUGAGUAAGAUGAUAGCAACUCAAUCUUUUUAAUAGUUGUCAUCGUACCAAAAUACUGUUUGAUCAAACGUUAUAGAAAAGAUAUAUGACCGAUCUAUGCUUAAACGGAUAUACACAUGAAUUUGUAUUGUAAUUUACAAAACGUAAGCAUAUUUCGGUAAAAUUAUUGUACAAAAACGCCAUAGCAAAAUAAAAGUGACGUUUGAUGUUAUACUCUGUAAUAAUCUUCAGUGAACGCGUAAUAGCGAAAUACAAAACAACAAAAAACACAAUACAUUAUCUGGAAUUAUAAAUUAAAUACGCGGACCAGGGCGGGUAAAGUCGAUGCUACAAUUGUUCACCAAUUACUGAGCGGAAGUCGAUAUGGACGAUAUUCACCGGGAACUGCUGCUGAAGAGGCAGCGGUACCUGCGCGAUAACGUGAUCAUGGAGGAAGGGCUGUUGUCGAAACUGAGAGAGAGUGGCGUGUUCAACACGUCCAUGAUCCAGGUCAUUCAGAGCGAGAUCGACAACGACAGGCAGAUGGCGCGCCUGCUGGAUAUGUUGACCAAGCGCGGACCGGAAGCAUACGACAAGUUCAUGGACUGCCUGAGCGAGGACUACCCCUGGGUGGUGCAGAACUUCCGGGAGAAGGAGGCCGAGCUCAUGGAGCAGGAUAGAGCGGAAUCCGACGUGAACCGGGACAUCCGACAGACGGUGAAGGCGUACGUGAAGGAGCUCGCGCGCACGACUCGCAUGAACAACGCACAGCGGAAGAACGUCGAGGACUUCCUGUGCCGCCAGAUCACCAUAGAUACCAACCUGAACAGUGGCAGCAUGCCGGGCCGCAAGCUGUACGCCAUACACAGGCGCCUUAUGCAAGGGAUCCCGUUGUCGUCUCUCGACGAAAGCGACCAGGGUGACCUUGAAAACAUACUUCCGGACAACGUCACCAUCGACAAGAUCGAAAAAGAGGUCAGUCUACUCGUUGAUCGGGUACAAGAACUAGAGACAAUUAUAGAAAGCUGCUAUGAAAAGCUUGGCGAAACCAGUAAAGACAAGUUUCUACCUGAUUUGGUAUUCUGUCAGCAUAAGCUCCUAUUGGAGCGAGACAUUAAAAUCGAAGAGCUGAAACAAAAGGUGCAAUCGCAGCAGAAGACGAUGCGUCUAGCGCGCGAAAAGGAAAGACGCGCCCGGGAAGAAAGCGAGAAGAAUAAGGAGGGCAAAGACGAGGUGGUGAAAUCGCUCGACACGCUAAAGAUAAAGAUCCAGAAGAUGCAAGAGGAACGGCAACGGAUGGGGAUGCGAAUGGCGUUCGACGUCGCGUUCGGCUCCACCAUCCACCCCAACGUCCCUUCCGGUGUAGCGUCACAGGACCGACCGCGGAAACACAGACGAUCGUCAGUUGAUAAACAGACAGAGGGCGACGACAUGCAGAAAGAUGGUGAAGACAACACCAGCUAAUGAUGUAGAGACGGCGCUUUUUGUACCAUCAGCAAAACAAUGAGAACGGUUCUAGUUCUAUAAAGUGCUGUAACAAAAUAGACAUUGUGUUAUGCAUGCCAAUUAAAUAACUAUGAUAUCGCAGAUACUGAUCUUUGUGGACAAGGUAACCUUAUGUAAAGGUUUACAUGUAUGCCUAAAUUACUGUUUAAUUGUUGUUGUAUUAAAUUGCUAAACUUAAAUGACACUGACUUGCCGUUUGCUGACCUCGUUUAUGGUCAUAUCUGAAAGCUCUGUGAGUGUAUAUUUAUUUUUUAAACAUUUACAAAUAAAACUAUUGGCACUGAA